AUGGACGUAGUGAUCGAGUUGCAAGGUUUCCGUGAUAUCGACAAGAAGAAAUUCAUCGCGAAAGAAAUCGCACUUGUCGCGAUUCAGGAGCCGAUCAUCGGACACUGGAUCUUAACGCCACCUUAUCCGUUUGAAGAUUUACCCGAGAGAUCGAGGCUAGAAAACAAUUGGCUCUCGAGAAAUUAUCACGGCAUCGAGUGGUUCGACGGUGAAACCAAUCUCGAAUGUUUCACCCUACAUCUACGACGAAUCACCCGACUAGCACGCAACAUCUAUACCAGGGGACGGGAAAAAGCUCAUUACCUGCGUCAAUUGCUCUCCAGAAACAUAUAUAAUCUGGAAAUAAUCUCACCGCCGUUCAAAAAUCUGCCCGAAGACGGAGAAGUAAAAAUUUCAACGGCGACACAAGGAAAGAAGAAGAAGAAGAAGAAGAAGAGCCGUGCCACCACUCGGCGAACGCCUAUUACAUACCGAGCGUCAAAAGAGAUCGCCAAGGACCGCAACGCCGCACAAACCACCUUCUCGCUAUCGGCAGACGACGGCAACGGCUCGACAACGAGACCACCGGCGACAGAGCACUGGGCCAUCUGCGUGUCAGAUAUGCGGGAGUCUAUCCUGCCGACAGACUGCCGAGGGUGUGGACGAGGUCGACCGCUAUCGUCGCUAACACAGACAACCACGAUCGACCUGGCCGGCACUGGGUCGCCUUCUACGUCGACGAACACGGCACCGGAACGUAUUUCGACAGCUACUGACUCCCCCCCUUGGACCCCAGAUUCCUCCUACGUCUACGUCGAAACUCCACCACCCACCGAUGGAACACCGCCACCCUGCAAGGAAUACUCUCUCAAACCUGCGGACACUACUGCUGCGUAUUUCUAUAUUUUAUGUCUAACGGUUAUAAUCCUGGGCAGUUUCUUAAUCUAUUUACCGAUGAUUGUGAACGCAAUGACCGACUGAUUGUACAACUAUUUCGUAAAAUUUUUCUUUACAAUAAAAACGAAUGCGUAAAACCCCGCGCUGUAUGCUGUAACGUUCAAUCGUGUAGUAUUAAAAAAUCGCAACUCUUAUAAAAUCAUCGUAUGUACAAUUUCCCAACAUGUUCAUUCGUACAUAAUUACAUUCUCGUAAUAAAAGCUUAUGUAACCCCGACUCUCGUCUACUUCUUUCACCCUG
Vollenhovia emeryi is the source of this 1176-nucleotide messenger RNA. RefSeq lists its product as uncharacterized. Bases 1 to 960 code for a protein of 319 amino acids. The transcript has 3 exons. The record is from RefSeq and is a predicted model, not a curated record. Lineage: Eukaryota; Metazoa; Arthropoda; Insecta; Hymenoptera; Formicidae.